Adineta ricciae is the source of this 1593-nucleotide messenger RNA. The record is from the annotation of a GenBank genome assembly. Lineage: Eukaryota; Metazoa; Rotifera; Eurotatoria; Adinetida; Adinetidae.
AUGGAUGAAGUCAGUGUAUCGGUGUCAUUGACAACGUCUAUUCCAAGCUAUUCUUUCGAUCGCGAGGAAAUUAAUCUUGAAUCUCAUCAAGUAGUCUGGUGUGACAUUCAAGACAAAAGCCUAGCCGAAGAAGAGACGACCGAGAUCGGCAGCAGACUGAGAAAGAUUGUCGACUACACCCGAUUCUUCAAUGAUGUGAACGAAUGUGAAGACUAUUUAGAGGAAACGAGCAAGACGAAUACUUUUCUGAUCUGCUCUGGAGAGGUGGGUAAAGCAUUGAUGACGCGUUGUGAUCAAUGUAUAUCAUCUGUCGAAAUGAUGAAGAGCAUGGUUGAAUACCUUCAACGAUCGAUGCAUGAAUUUCUUUCACAGACUAGGAUAAAAUACGGAUAUUUACAAGAUUUAUUGAAAUAUCUCGAAAAGGACGUCGAAAUUUAUUUAGCUCAAGAAAAAUAUCCUAUUUUCAGUGGAUUGACAAAACAAGAUAUUACAGCGCAGGUAGGACAACCACAGCCUUGGGGACUGUUUGCUGAAAGCCUCUGCUAUUUGACGUAUCCUGAUAACUGUCGUCAACGAUUAGUUGUUGCUCUUCAAGACUAUUAUCGGAACAGAAGUGAGACACUUGCCAUUCUCAAAGAAUUCGAAGAAAACUAUACUCCAAGUCAAGCAAUUCACUGGUAUACACGGGAUACAGUCCUCUGCCGUCUUUUGAAUCAAGCAUUACGUCAGCAGAACAGUGAAUUAUUGCUUCUUUUUGCUUUCUAUCUUCGAGAUCUAAGCAUUGCUACAAUACGACCAUUCUCUGAAGAUUUGAACUGUGUGAUAAACAUAGGAGACAUUCACGAAAACCUUGGUGCGUUUUAUUACGAAGACUUGCAAGAUCGUUAUCUUGCCAUUAAACAUUACAAUCUAAGUAUUAACUAUUGCAAAAUUGCGUUGAAAUCCAGAGCGUAUGACGAAUGCGAAGAAGAGUAUCUACUCAGAAUGAUCAGUCGAAAUUACGAGCAGAAAAUGGAGAUCCUCAGUGACAACGUCGAACAACGCAAGAAGUAUGGUUUGGAAGCGAUCAAAUUUGGGAAGCUUGAGUGGAAAAUGAUGAUGAAGAAGCUUGAUAGUUGUGAAGUUUCUCGAGCGGCUGAGUGCAUUCACAGGAUAGGAAGUAUUGAAGAAGGCAUCUCUCUCUAUGAUCAAGCAUUAGUCAGUUACAAGACAACAUUGGAAAUCUACGAUGAAUAUGAAGGUUUAUCUAUGACAGUCGAAGCAACGCUUUGCGGCUGUAUCGCUCUAAUCUAUCUCGAGCAUAUAGAAAAUUGUGAUGCAGCACUAAAAUACAAGUUAAUCCAGCACGAAAAGCAGCUGAAUAUUUACAAGACUGCUGCCGAUACCAAUGAAGGAGCUAGUGCCUUUGCAAAAGGAAUAUUGGCUAUUAGUCACGAAGAAUUGGCUGAUGUGUAUAUUAAGCUUCGUCAAUAUGAACAAGCCUGUACUCAUUUAAUAACGGCCAAGACACUUUACGUGGAAAGUAAUUCUCGAAAGAAGAACAAACAAAUUCAAGCUGUUGAGAAGAAACUGAAGUCUAUCGAUGCACUUUGA